Messenger RNA from Podospora anserina S mat+, 1158 nucleotides. RefSeq lists its product as uncharacterized. Gene Ontology annotation, cellular component: cytoplasm; nucleus. The record is from RefSeq and is a predicted model, not a curated record. The transcript has 5 exons. The coding region runs from base 1 to 1158 and encodes 385 amino acids. NCBI's taxonomy places the organism in Eukaryota, Fungi, Ascomycota, Sordariomycetes, Sordariales, Podosporaceae. Gene Ontology annotation, molecular function: phosphopantothenate--cysteine ligase activity. Gene Ontology annotation, biological process: coenzyme A biosynthetic process.
AUGAUCCCUCACACCCCCUCCGAGUCUCCCCCUUCCAACCUUGCCGCGUUGGCGGAGGAUCAUUAUUUCAGCGCCAACCCGCCGCCGAAGGACUUGCAGAAGCACAUGAAGCUGGCGAAGGACUUUAUCGAGUUUCACUCCAAGGCGGGGAGGAGGUUGGUGUUGGUUACUUCGGGGGGUACUACUGUGCCUUUGGAGAAGCAGACUGUGCGGUUUAUUGAUAACUUUUCGGCUGGUACGAGAGGGGCUACUAGCGCUGAGUACUUCCUAGAAGCUGGUUAUGCGGUUCUCUUCCUCCACCGUCAAUUCUCCCUCCUCCCCUACUCCCGCCACUACAGCCAUGCCACCGACUGCUUCCUCGACUUCCUCCGCGAAGGCCCUAACGGAAGCGUGGUAGCCCGUGACGAGGAUGCCGGCAAGAUGCUCAACGUCCUCCGGAAAUACCGUGAGGCUCGUGACAAGAACAUGCUUCUUGUCCUCCCCUUUGUCAGCAUCUCCGACUACCUCCAUGAGCUCCGCGGCAUCGCGCAGUUGAUGAAGCCGCUGGGGCCUAAAGGGUUGCUGUAUCUCGCCGCGGCAGUCAGCGACUUCUUUGUACCUCCCGAACGUAUGUCCGAACACAAAAUCCAAUCCACCGACGCAGUUGAGGCCUUCAACAAGAAGCCGUCAAAGCCAUCAGCCUCGGAAGAGGAAGAAACCUUUGACAACUUUGACUCCUCCCCUUCCGUCCCACGCAGCAAACGCCUCGUUGUUGACCUUGAUCCCGUCCCCAAAUUCCUCAAGAAUCUGGUAGAGGGGUGGUCACCAGAGGGGAUGAUCGUCUCCUUCAAGUUGGAGACUGACCCCAAGAUUCUUGUGCACAAGGCAAAGUACUCGCUGGAUCGGUAUCAGCACCACCUGGUGAUUGGGAAUUUGCUGUCGACGAGGAAGUGGGAGGUGGUGUUUGUCAGUCCUGGGAAUCCGGACAAGUGGAUCCGGAUACCGCAGGGGGGUAAGCUGGAUGAUGCGAAGGAGGCGGAGAAGGACGAGCCGUUGGAUCCGAAGAGCUUGCCGGAGCAGGAGCCGGAGGCGGAAAUCGAGAGCUUGAUUAUUCCGGCUGUGGCAGAGUUGCACACGAAGUACAUCAAGACGAUGGAGGGGAAGAAGCUGGAGGCUUAG